AUGCAUUAUCUUGUUGUAAUUAGAAUACCUGGAAAACAAUCUUCAAUAAAAGAAUUACGUGAUAUGUACGAUCGUGGUUUAUCAAUUGAAUUAAAUAAUUCAUAUUCUCCAGCAACAAUAUCUUCAUUAUUAAAAAUUUAUUUGCAAUCCUUACCUGAACCAAUAAUUCCAGUAAAAAAUUUUGAUGAAUUUUUUGAAAUCGGUUCAUGUUUUAAAUAUAAUCAAACAAAUGAUAUUGAUCGUUUAAAAAAAUUAAUAGAAAAAACAUUAUCAAGUACAAAUUAUGCACUUUUAGCAUACUUAUGCUUAUUUUUAAAAAAACUUACUGAACAUGCUCAGGAAACAAAAAUGGAUACAGAUAAUUUAGCUGUGACUUUUGGAAAUAAUCUUAUUCGAACAUCGGAAGAACUUGAUCUUAAUAUGAUUAAAGGACAUAGUUAUAACCUAUUACCAUUAAUUAAAGUAUUUAUUGAUCAUAGCGAAUAUCUUUUUCCAACUAAUUCAAAUGAAUUAUGCCAACGUCAUAAUGAAUCAAUUGCAAAAUCUAGUGGUUUCUCAUCAUUUUCUUCACUUUUAUCAUCCAAUGAACAACCGAUUAAGAUUCAUCCACGUUCAUCAUCCAUGCCAUCCAUAUAUUGUACAAGAUUUUCAUCAUUUGAUAGUUCAAAUUUAAGUUAUAGUGAUCAAUCAGAUACUAAUAAUGUGCAUUGUCAUUCAAAAUUACUUCUGAAAAAAAGAACAAGUGAUACAUCUGAACAAUUAGAUAGUCAACAAUCAUUUACAACAUGUUUUGAAGCAGAAUUUUCAAUAGAUCAAGAAAAUAAUGAAAAAAAUCAAAUAAAUGUUGUACAAAAUCGAUUUUCUGCUAUUGAUGUGAUAAAAGAUGAACCAAGAACUCAACAACGUGCAGCAAUAUUAGAACAAAAACAUAGAUCAUAUAUACCGUCCUCUCAACUUCUAUCGACAAGCAAUAUAUCAUCACCUGCUCGUAAAAUAUCAAAAAAAAAUUUUGCUAAUAAAGUCGGCAAAUCAUUAUCAAAUUUUAAAUCUAAUGUGUCAAAAGCAUUUAAUCCGCAUUUUUCUUCAACUGAAACUAUUCAAUAUUCAAAUACAAUGGAUGCAUCAUCUCAUCGAACAAUUUGUCAAAAUGACAAACGUAACACGUUUGAUUCAAAUUUGUUAACUGAUUGUUUAAAAUCUUUACAAAAUGAAAAUCAUAUAUUAAAAGAAUUAAUCGAUAAAAAAGAAGCUUCAUUCAUGAAUUUAACAAAAACAUCCUAUGAAGAACGUCUUAAAUAUGAAAAAGAAAUCAGUCAAUUAAAACAAACAAUUGAUGAAUUACGACUUGAAAAUUCGCAAUUAAAAGCUCAUUAUCAAUCAAGUAGCUAA
Messenger RNA from Rotaria sp. Silwood2, 1389 nucleotides. NCBI's taxonomy places the organism in Eukaryota, Metazoa, Rotifera, Eurotatoria, Philodinida, Philodinidae. The record is from the annotation of a GenBank genome assembly.